Molecule: messenger RNA, 1754 nt
Organism: Neltuma alba
Lineage: Eukaryota; Viridiplantae; Streptophyta; Magnoliopsida; Fabales; Fabaceae
Product: FRIGIDA-like protein 5
Exons: 4
Coding region: 29-1342 (437 amino acids)
Source: RefSeq, a predicted model, not a curated record
AAUUAGUUCUCAUGUGAAAGAAGAAUCAAUGAAGUUGGCAAUUGAGUGGAAGGAGAAUUUGUCUGUAAGUAAUAAGGAUUGUUUGGAGGUCCUGGGGUUUCUGAAGCUUGUGGCUACAUAUGAACUAGGCUCAUCCUUUGAUGCAACUGAACUUCAUACACUUCUAGAUAUUAUUUCCCAGCAUUGUCAGACUUCUGAAUUACGACAAUCCCUAGGUAUUUUCAAGAUGGUACCUGAUAAUCAGCUUGGUGCUACCCGAGGUGGAAGAAAUUUGCAUUUGACUGUAAAUCAACAAGCAAAUGCAAACGGGUUGAUGGGGAGUGACAUUUUAGUUGAUCCCCAAACAUUGGAUCCAGCAAAACUUGUUUUAAAUAUGAUAGGGAACCCUAUUGUUCCUCAAAGUACAAAGGAAGAGAAAAGUGCUAUCACUGCUGGAAGCCACACAUUUUUGCUAAAGUGGCUUAUGAGAAUCUCGCCAGAUAUUGAACCGCGAGUAAGAGAAGAAGCAAGGAAGCUAGCACAUGAGUUGAAGGCUGAGAUGAGAGAAGGUACCGAAAAUUCUCUGGAGGUUCUGGGAUUUCUACUGCUUUUGUCCAUUUAUGGCUUAGCAUCUUCAUUUGAUGAAGAUGAAAUUUUAAAGCUCUUAGAGAUUGUUGCUCACCACGAAGAAGCUGUACAGCUGUUCCAGACACUUGGUUUUGCCACUAAAGCUUCCGAUUUUGUUUUUAAUCUUAUCAAGAAGCAGAAGCCUGCCGAAGCUGUUAGAUUUAUAUGGGCAUAUGAGUUGGCUGACAAGAUCCCACCUGUUGAUCUCUUGAGAGAAUAUGUGCAGAAUGCAAAAAUGGUUUCCAAGAGACGUUGCAAGAAAAGCUCAUUUCAAACCAAGGAUAAGGCUAGAGAUGAAGAAUUAGCUUGUCUGCAAUCUGUCCUAAAGUGCAUUUCGGACAACAAUCUUGAAUGUCAGAAUCUGGUUAAGGAGAUUCAUAACCGCAUUGCUGAGCUGAGAAGGCUGAAAGAAAACACGUUUGGUACUACACCAGGGCCUUCUUCUAAAGUUGAAGUGCGACAGCCGGGACAAAAGAAACGUAUUAAUGAGGGAUCUACCAAGAAACAUCAAGUACAACCUUGCAAUAAUAACAACAACAAACGUCCUCGAACUGCUAUAAGACCCCCUGUAGCACCGGUAUCCACUCCUAUAUAUCAUCAACCUAUGUUCUGGCUCCACCGUGAAGGAGUAAUCUUACCUGGCGGAAUGCCUGCACUUGCUGGUCCGCCCACUAACAACUCUGGUGUUGGUACUCCUAUGGGUGCAGGACAGUAUGGAAAUCGCGGAAGAAACUAGUCGUGUCACUCCUAGCUAUACCCCUUCUAGGUGAUCCAGAUAUGGACGUUGUAAAUUAAUGCCAUGCUAUACGGUCACGACAAGGUUCGGACUUGGAACUCAGCUCCUUGACUUUUAAGUCAAGUCUUGAAUUUGCGUUGCUGCCGUUAUUAGUUAUGUCUUUUGAUUACAAUGGAGAACGUUGAUGUUCUCCUGACUUCUACUAUGCGCCUGAACCCGCAAGGAGCAGGGCAAGAAUGCCUCGUGUGGCCAUAUCAAUUGUCCUGUGAGUAAAUGGUAGUUGAUUUUCUAAUCAUUCGUCUUAAAAGGUCGUAGUUUUUGUCAGCUGUGUUGCAAAAUUAACUGGUAGUUGACGUUGACAAGGUUUUACUAAUACUGAUGACUCUUGAAGAUGUAUUCCAUUUCCACAAGA